Molecule: messenger RNA, 2799 nt
Organism: Vidua chalybeata
Lineage: Eukaryota; Metazoa; Chordata; Aves; Passeriformes; Viduidae
Exons: 11
Coding region: 898-2664 (588 amino acids)
Biological process (GO): regulation of cell population proliferation
Source: RefSeq, a predicted model, not a curated record
UCUGGGUCCUUUGGAAAACACUGAGGGCAGUGCCAGCACUCCCCGGGGGGCAGCACUUCUUCCAUAGCAGCAGGGAUUUUUCAGAAGCUUUGGGGACAUCACUGUCUCCCUUCAAGGGCAAACCGUCUCCUUUCCCUUGGCUUUUUAGACUCAGCAGAUUCCCAGCGGCAUCUUCAACAACACGCAAGUCAUCAUUGGGGGCCAGUCCCAAGUUGUGACCAUCAACAGGCAAUGGCGUGUGGCAGUCAUUGAGCAAAGGAGCUACAGCGGGUCCUGGAAAACCGUCUGGAACUACAACACGGGUGUCAUUGCAACCAAAGUCAGGCAACAGAACACCUGCUACAUUUCCAUCAUGAACAGAAGCGAGAUGCCCCGCUUUGAUGACCUGGCCCGCCUGGCACAAGAGAGCAGGGUAAGGUUCCAAAGCAGUGGCAGGUUCCUGGCCAUAGACAUCACUGGGCCAUUUCUUCAUGUGCUUUUUCUUUCUGGACACCAUCAGGUUGUGUCUUGUGGCAGAGUUUCCUGUCUCUCAACAGUAAUGCAGAUUAGGAAUUUGUUGUAGGAAUGCUUUCCCAAAAGAAAGGGGCUGCAUUAUUCCCACCCCCACUUGCCUGGAGGAUGUUGAGCUCUGCAGCUCGCUGGGCAAAUCCGUUCUUUGUGGAGCUCUUCAGUGCUUUCUUUGCGCUGCCAUCUCACCUCAAGUUCCGUGCAUCUUGACUCCCUUAGAAUGAGCUCUGCCUUUGGAGCUCCUGUCAAGGCUUGCUAGUGGUCCCACAGGCCCCCCAGGGGAUUAAAAGAUGUCCCUAAAGGCAGCUGGGACUCAAACACCCAGCCCUGAGUCAUCAUUGCAGAGGAACAGGCCUAGCAGGAAUCACCUCUCUGCACUCAGCUUGCUGAAUGUUGGUUUUCAAUGUUCAGAACCUGAUUGGCGUUUUUGGAAGACCUACCAAGAAGAUCACCUUUGUCACCAAUGGAUUGGUCAACAACCUCAACUCCUAUGGAAUAGAAAUCGCGGCUAUGUGCAGCGGACUCACCACCUACAUGGCUUACGAAGUUCACACUUUCCAAGGACCCCAGGUGAAUCUGGAAUCAUGCAUUACCCUCGAUGUCCUGAGAGUUGUGGACCUGAAGUACUGCAUUGGCAAUGGCAGUGUCAAUUUCCCGACUCAGCAGAUUCCCAGCGGCAUCUUCAACAACACCCAAGUCAUCAUUGGGGGCCAGUCCCAAAUUGUGACCAUCAACAGGCAAUGGCGUGUGGCAAUCAUUGAGAGAAGGAACGUCACCGGGUCCUGGAAAACCAUCUGGAACUACAACACGGGUGUCAUUGCAACCAAAGUCACGCAACAAAACACCUGCUACAUUUCCAUCAUGAACAGAAGCGAGAUGCCCCGCUUUGAUAAUCUGGCUCACCUGGCACAAGAGAGCAGGAACCUGAUUGGCGUUUUUGGAAGACCUACCAAGAAGAUCACCUUUGUCACCAAUGGACUGGUCAACAACCUCUACUCCUACGGAAUAAACAUCGCGGCUAUGUGCAGUGGACUCACCACCUACCUGACUUCCGAAGUUCACACUUUCCAAGGACCCCAGGGGAAUCUGGGAUCCUGCAUUACCCUCGAUGUCCUGAGAGUUGUAGAGCUGCAGUACUGCAAUAGCAAUGGCAAUUGGAAUGGCAAUUGGAAUGGCAGUUGGAAUGGCAACGGCAAUGGCAACUGGAAUGGCCAAUGGAAUGGCAUUGGCAAUGGCAACUGGAACAACAAUUGGAAUGGCAUCAGCAAUGGCAACUGGAACAACAACUGGAAUGGCAAUGGCAAUGACAACUGGAACAACAAUUGGAAUGGCAUUGGCAAUGACAUCUGGAACAACGAUUGGAAUGGGAAUGGCAACUGGAAGGGCAAUUGGAAUGGCAUUGGCAAUGGCAACUGGAAUGGCAAUGGCAACUGGAAUGGCAAUGGCAACUGGAAGAACAAUUGGAAUGGCAAUGGCAUCUGGAACAAUAAUUGGAAUGGCAAUGGCAACUGGAAUGGCAAUGGCAACUGGAACAACAAUUGGAAUGGCAAUGGCAACUGGAAUGGCAAUUGGAAUGGCAAUGGCAAUUGGAACGGCAAUUGGAAUGGCACUGGUCAGUGGGAUAACAACCAUCAAAUCAUCACUGAUGGAGAUUCUCACAUCUCCAUCUCUGGUGGGGACUCUCAAAUCUCCAUCUCUGGUGUCUCACAGAGCAUAAGCAUCAAUAGCCAAACACAAAGGGCAAUUAUAGAGCAAAAGAGCAACCAUUUGUCCUGGAAAACCAUCUGGAACUACAACACGGGUGUCAUUGCAACAAAAGUGAUGCCAGAAAGAACGUGCUACAUUUCCACCAUGAACAGGAGUGAGAUGCCUACCUUUGCUGCACUUGUCAAAGUGGCUGCAGAGAGGAGGAACCUGUUCGGUUUUGGAAGACCUACCAAGGAGAUCACCUUUGUCACCAAUGGACUGGUCAACAACCUCCAGUCUUAUGGAUCAGAUGUCUUCUCUAUGUGCAGUGGAGUCACCACCUACAUGGCUUAUGAAGUUCAUGUACCCCAAUACAAUCAACAAUCAUGCAUUGCACUUAAUGUCUUGAGACUUGUGGAGCUGAAGUACUGCAGUGGUAAUGGACAGGUCGGAAAUCAUUACCUCUCUUGAACUGAGAUCCAGCCUUCGGAGCUGCUGCCCAAAGCCAACCCUGAUACCGUCCUUCCCUGACAUCUCUUCUUUCAAGAGUUUUGUUCUUCGUGGUUCAGAAGCUGAAACAGAUCAUUUGUUGACUAGAGCUUUCAA